Microsporum canis CBS 113480 is the source of this 444-nucleotide messenger RNA. RefSeq lists its product as hypothetical. The record is from RefSeq and is a predicted model, not a curated record. The coding region runs from base 1 to 444 and encodes 147 amino acids. NCBI's taxonomy places the organism in Eukaryota, Fungi, Ascomycota, Eurotiomycetes, Onygenales, Arthrodermataceae. The transcript has 3 exons.
AUGCGCACAAAGCAAGAAACAGCGAGGCUAGCAUCCCGCUCCUUCGUAUCCUCCAGUAGCAAUGCGGCCUCUUCUACCUCUACGGAUCCAGUCGAAGAAGAGUAUACCAAUCCAUACAAGGCCAAACGAAGAUGGCCACCAGACAUGACCAAGUUGUCGCCGAAACAGCAGUUUAGGCUAGAACGAAAAUACAGACGUCGCUCAAAAUUAAAAUGGGCUAGACCAACGUGGACAAAGUGGACAAAAUUGGUACAAUGGGGUCUAAUUGGAUUUGUUUUGGUAUACUCAGUCUUAUUUAUGGAAAUGAAGGAUGGCGGUACCAAUCCAUUCCAGGGGUUCCGUGAGUAUAUCAAGACGCUCUUUGAUGAUUCGGUUUUGUCCGCACGCCGACCUGCACUUCGGAACGAGCCUACUUCCCCGAUUGAAAAGACCGAACGCCAGUGA